AUGAAACAUCAAAAGAUUUUCGAGUGCGACGAUAUAAAAUUCAAAAAAGCUCUGACCUGGUUGAAAAGUAACAAUCCUGCCUACACCGACAUCAUCAUAUCAGAUGAAAGGCUCAGUAUAUUACCAUUAGAUAGUGGAAUCGAAGACAUGGAAAAUGUUGAAUUCCUGCCAAGCACAGAACAUGCAGAUCAUAAGGGUCCUUCAGAAGACCAAAUCAACCUAGGGGAAGAUGUUGAUGGUGACACCAGCUCAAGUGUACUGCUACCUGAACCUGUUGUGGAUAUACAUAAAAAAGUACACAAAAUAAUUGAGAAUGCUUUAAACAAAUACCACAGUAAAUCUGGAGAAAAGACUCACAAAAAAAUCACAAUUCCUUGGCCAACACGUAGUGAUAUUCCUUUAUCAGAAUUUACAACACAACACUUUUUCACACUUGCUUUUCCUACCCUUUUCCCUUUUGGUACCGGAGACUUCUGCAUGAACAGGCCACGCACUUGUGAAUCACUGGCUGAAUGGGCAGACCAUUUACUGUGGAUAGACAAUGGAAGAUUCGCACAUCAUCAGUACUUUAAAUCUGUUGUUCACAACAUGAUUAUGAGAAAACGGGCACUUGAAAGGGGGAAUUUUGUCUUCAAACAACAACUUGGUGAUUGUCACCUUACUUUAGAUCAGCAGAAACAACAAAUACAGAAAGGAGAUACCACCAUUGCAAACAAACUUCUAUAUUUUGGAGCCUCUUUCCGGGGAAGCAACCAAUACUGGGCGGAAAGGGGUAAGGAAUUACGCUCUCUUAUGAAAUAUAAGAUAAAUGAAGGAAGUGGUUUACCAUCUUUUUUCACCACAGGCAGCUGUGCUGAAUUCCACUUUCCAUCUUUAAGAAGAUUCCUGUCAAUAUAUGUAAGGGAAACAACUGGAUAUGAACCUGAUUUAACAAACAGAAACACAGUAUUCAGAGUUUUACAGGAAAAUACACAUUUUGUUGCUCAUUUCUUUGACCUGCGAACUCGGUCUUACUUCCAAGAUGUUAUGUCUCCUGUUUUUGGAAUCAAUGCAUAUUGGUUUCGCCAAGAAUUUGCCAAAACCAGAGGCAUGGUGCAUUUGCAUGGCCUUUGCUGGAGGUCUGACAAACAGCCAUAUGCACUGAUUCAUGAAGCGCUUGAAAGAGGUUUGACUGAUGAUGAGUGUGCUGAAGAAUUGGCUAUUUGGGCAGCUAACCAAUUUGGAAUAUCUGCUUCACAUCCAGCAGGCAAAGAUCACAAUGGAGAAUCAAAGAAAAACCUAUGGCCACUUCCAGAAGGAACUGCACCAGCACCACCAGAGCAAGACAAUCCUCUUCAGAAACUUUUAAUUGAUGUAAGCUCAACACAAGAAUCCUUGCUUGAAGCCUAUAUUCUCCUAACCAACAGGGUCAAUUUACACCGUUGUUCUGAAACAUACUGCCUCAAACGGACAAAAACAAGAAACAAAAAACUGUGUAGGAUGGAAUUCCCCAAACCUCUUCGUUCAGUUCCGGCUAUUGUACAUGACAAAAACAAUUCUCAAGGAAAUGUCAAGGGAUCAUCAUAA
This is a messenger RNA of Mizuhopecten yessoensis (Yesso scallop), 1566 nucleotides long. RefSeq lists its product as uncharacterized. The transcript has a single exon. Bases 1 to 1566 code for a protein of 521 amino acids. Lineage: Eukaryota; Metazoa; Mollusca; Bivalvia; Pectinida; Pectinidae. The record is from RefSeq and is a predicted model, not a curated record.